Messenger RNA from Zasmidium cellare ATCC 36951, 1032 nucleotides. RefSeq lists its product as uncharacterized. NCBI's taxonomy places the organism in Eukaryota, Fungi, Ascomycota, Dothideomycetes, Mycosphaerellales, Mycosphaerellaceae. The transcript is spliced from 2 exons. The record is from RefSeq and is a predicted model, not a curated record. Bases 1 to 1032 code for a protein of 343 amino acids. Gene Ontology annotation, cellular component: cytoplasm; nucleus.
AUGGCAAAUGACCUGGACGCCCACGCGAAGCCGCCUGCGAAGUUGCGCGAAGUCUACAAGGAAUAUCAAAAGCUGAAGCCGGCCGCCUUGACCAACAGGCCCGACCUGAUCCAGUUCGACGAGGAUACUAGUCCAUCGAACGAUCAAGUGCUGGUGGCCAAGGGUACUCAACUGCCACAAGAGCUACGGCAAAUAUUCUUGGACUUUCUCAGCGAACGACCAGAGCAUCUGGAAGAUAUCAUGCCUGUUCGACUUGAUCAAUCUCCCAUCUACCAAGUACCAAACCUACCCGGCCUCCUAAUCUACCCAUCCCUCCUCCAACCCCAACUCCAACUCUCCCUCCUCGACAGACUCCUUCACCGGGACAUCUCCAACACAGCCCACAAAACCAACGUGCACCUCCACCACCACGUCCCAUAUCCUGAAGCAUCGGGCACUGGAGUCCCCGGCCUGCGUGCCUCUUAUUUCGCCCCCACUUCCUCAGAUCUCCUCUUCACCCCGAAGGACCCUGCCCUCCAUAAACCCCUCACAACGUCCCAAUUCCUCCAGAAGAAACUCCGCUGGUGCACCCUCGGCGGCCAGUACGACUGGACAGCGAAGCAAUAUCCCUCAGAUGCACCGCCGCCUUUCCCGCCAGACCUCAAGGACCUCAUCGAGAGGAUUUUUCCCAUGAAAGCCGAAGCCGCGAUCCUCAACCUCUAUUCGCCCGGUGACACUCUCAGCCUGCACCGAGACGUCAGCGAAGAGUGCGCGGCGCCGCUGGUUUCGAUCUCGCUGGGUUGUGACGCGGUUUUUAUUUGUGGGUUGGAGAGAGCCGAUGGGGAGGCGGAAGUUGCUGUUAUGAGGUUGAGGUCUGGGGAUGCGGUGCUCAUGAGUGGGGAGAGUCGGUAUGCGUGGCAUGGGGUUCCGAAGAUCGUGGAAGGGACGUGUCUGAAGGAGAUGGAGGAGUGGCCUGGAGAGGAGUUUGAUGAGUGGAGAGGGUGGAUGAGGGGGAAGAGGUUGAAUUUGAAUGUUAGGCAGAUGUUUGCUUGA